AUGCGGGGUUUCAUGGAUGCAUCAUUCUCUCGGUCAUGGUCGCCGGCCAGUCGGCCUACUGUGAAUACCUCCAUAUCCAACGGCCAUCCAUCUCUAUCGACUUCAUCCGAGAACAGUCCACAUCUUGGCUCAAUACCGCCCUCAGCACAAUCGUCACCGUGGGCACAUAAUGCGCCGCUUGCUCCAAGCCAGUCUUCUUCCCACUUCCUGCUCUCUUCCAGUCCGCGCAAUUCGCUCACAUCAGAACAGAGCAACACAGUCAAUUCCUUACCGCCGGAGUGGAGCAAUAUUUUUUCUGCUCCGCUCAAUCCAACAGUUUUUGCAACCCUGGCCGCCAACGGCGUCCUGGGCCCUGUGUCACCGCCUCUUCCAGGCCAUUCAGCAAGUUUGCCCACGAACCCUUUCCAUGCCAACUUCCCCCCGCCGAAUUCUCGACCACGGCUCCCUAAUAUUGAUGUUACGGGCCAGCCAAGCGCUACAGGUCAGUGGUCUGAGGCGUCUCUCUCUUAUACUUCCCCAUCCAACAUGUCUUCCCGACCGCCUCUCUCACGCUCGACCUCCGCUGGUACACUUUCCAAGUCGUCGCGACCUGCCGAUAAUCUCCCUAGACAUCCCAACUUUAGUGACGAACGUCGCCGUGUAGCCAGUCGAAACGUCCUAGUUAACGCAAUUCCUAUAGGUCGCACAGACGACGGUCCCGUUUCCCCUAAUUUUGACCCAGCACCAAAUGGUCGGUCUGGCGCACUCAAUUCGCCGCUAGAUUACUCUGUAGGACUUACAUUCCCAGGUGAGCGUUCAAAUACGAGACUUCCCCCCUCCCUAUGGAUGUCUCCGGCUUCCACCGCCCCCGUAACCUCUACGAUGCAUGAUUCGCUAAACCGUCCCCCAAUAUCUGCUGUCACAGACACUUCAACUUCAAGCCGCUCGGUAUUCCCUCAGUCACCCAUCUCACCCGCCUCACCAUCAGAGUCUAAAUCCACCUUCUUCUCUGACAUUCUGUCAGAUGGGAUAUUCGGACCACAGGGAACAUCGCAGGCUGCUAGCCCUUUCACCUCACCCCCAAUGUCUGGUUCACCGGAUUUAAUUCCUUCUAAUAUACCAGACCAAGAUCCCGAACAGUUGGCCAAAGACGACCCCCUUGCAACUCAAGUCUGGAAAAUGUAUGCGCGAACGAAGGCAACAUUACCUCAUGCGCAACGGAUGGAGAACCUCACCUGGCGGAUGAUGGCGCUGGCUUUGAAGAAGAAGAAGGAAGAGGAAGACAGGGAGAAGCAGAGUCCUAUAUCGGUUAAGACUGAAGUGACGUCUCCAUCUGAGCUCGGACAGCAUGCAUCCUCGGAUACUCCUUCUGGAGAGAAAAAGGAGCCUGAUGAGCGUGGGCGAAGAAUUGAUAAAGGAAAAGCCAAAGUUCGAGUUGUGGGCUUCGACGGCGCCAAUCAGGAUGGUGAAGAACAAGAUGUCGUUCCUAUGGAUUGGAGAUCAAUAAGCCGAUCCAGAUCUCGGAUAUCCAUGGACUGGCGACCAACCAGUCGCUCGCGUUCGCGGCCGCCUGAAUCUGCAGACACGUUUGAAGGCAUGAUGAUGGCACCAUUCGAAUCUCGUUUUGCGUUUCCCACAAUAGGUCAUGGAUCAUUACCUGAUUCGUUCAAGGUACCUUCUUCAAAGCCUACAGGAACAUCAAUGCUCUCGGCUACACGACGUAGUCCCCCCCAGAGGAGCACCGAACUUCCUUCUGUUUACGAAGAACAUAUUGAUGCAGAUUCGCGAUAUUUAAACAAUCUUAACUUCAAUCAUCCCAUGUCGAGCUUUGAUUCCCCCGCGUUCGGCCCAUCCUCCCUUCCGUCGUUUGGCCUUCAUAGCCUUCCACGUCUGCCCCCUGGCAACUCCCCCGAGCCUUCUUUCCCUCGACACAUUCGCAAGACGAGCUUUGACCACACGGUAUCCAAAGACAACGUCCUCUCCGGUUUGAAGGGCCGCCAUCAAGUCAAUGGGAAGCCUCUAUCUCCAGACAGCUUAGCGGGCACGAAACGCCCUGCGGAUGCGCCCCAUGCCGAAAGCAUGCUUCGUGCUGAUCCUUCCGAUGUUGAGGGCACUCUAUUAUCCAACUCCCACUCGCAGGCCCAGGAGGGCUCCGCAAACGACAAUUUCGAAAGCUCCAGUCCGUUUCCUACAUCCUCAUUCCAUUUCUCAUUCCCACCCUAUGACGGUAUGUUCGAUAUCCCGGGUACCGGACCUUCGGGGGAUAUCACUCCUAUGCUCCCUUCUGCCGACGGAAGCAAUACAGGUGAAGGUCAAUAUCAUGGCUCCACAAGGUCUUCUGUUAGUGGAGUCCCAUUCCAUCCUGGUUCUGUUGGCUCUACGGGGGAAGGCUUGUCGACUUCAUCUGCUCUGGCUGACAAGUUUGGUCAGUUGAAUGCAAAUAACGAUGAUUCCGCCCUGGACUUCCAGCUAAUGCGAUUAGUAUACCCAACUUUGGACCAAUCGGGAUCUAUGUCUCCGUACACCCAUGUGGAUCCAACGCAGAUUCUCAAUGUCGGGGAUGGAUAUCCAGCAUUCCAUGCGAGUCCUUCCAGUGAUGGCUGGGGUGGCGGGCUUGGUUCGAGUUCGAACGCUUCUCCCGAGCCUUAUAAUGCAUCAAAUGCAUCUACACCGCCCUCUGCUGAGGGUAUUGUAGAAGGAAUGCGAGGGUCCGGCAGGAAAUUCAUUUCUCUGAAGGGAGGUGACCACCAGAGGAAGAAAUCUUUGCCUGGUGCUGUAACGUCACCGAAACUAGGAUUGCGGUCAUCGACUAGCACACCUGACCUUUCGGACAACCGAGAUGGGGCUAAUGGGAAAGAAGGCGACACUCCGACGCUAUGUACAAAUUGUCAGACAACUAAUACGCCAUUAUGGCGGAGAGACCCUGAAGGUCAACCGCUUUGUAAUGCCUGUGGCCUAUUUUAUAAACUCCAUGGUGUUGUGCGACCGCUCUCCUUGAAGACGGAUGUAAUCAAGAAGAGGAAUCGAGCAUCGGGCGCACCUAGUAGUAGCUCCCGGAAAGGUUCAGGUUUGACAAAGAUUGCAUCUUCUACGACACGACCGCGAUCAUCUUCGAAUGCAGCGGUAUCUGGAAUGAGUGGGACUUCACGGGUGCCACCCAACCGUGCAAACUCGUCUGGAGGAAGUUCGCUUGCAAUGAAACGACAGCGACGGACUUCUACUAGCAUGCAGGCGUCGGCGUCUCGUAAGGGAGACUAG
Guyanagaster necrorhizus is the source of this 3237-nucleotide messenger RNA. RefSeq lists its product as uncharacterized. Gene Ontology annotation, cellular component: nucleus. Lineage: Eukaryota; Fungi; Basidiomycota; Agaricomycetes; Agaricales; Physalacriaceae. Bases 1 to 3237 code for a protein of 1078 amino acids. Gene Ontology annotation, biological process: positive regulation of transcription by RNA polymerase II; negative regulation of transcription by RNA polymerase II. The transcript is spliced from 6 exons. The record is from RefSeq and is a predicted model, not a curated record. Gene Ontology annotation, molecular function: DNA-binding transcription factor activity, RNA polymerase II-specific; RNA polymerase II cis-regulatory region sequence-specific DNA binding; zinc ion binding.